Penicillium soppii is the source of this 3015-nucleotide messenger RNA. Its product is annotated as KH domain protein. NCBI's taxonomy places the organism in Eukaryota, Fungi, Ascomycota, Eurotiomycetes, Eurotiales, Aspergillaceae. Gene Ontology annotation, cellular component: cytoplasm; nucleus. The record is from RefSeq and is a predicted model, not a curated record. The transcript has 6 exons. Bases 1 to 3015 code for a protein of 1004 amino acids. Gene Ontology annotation, molecular function: mRNA binding. Gene Ontology annotation, biological process: nuclear division.
AUGCACAAGAUAUCCAACUUCACGGGCCAAGCCCGUCAUGGUUGGGAACGAAUGACGCCGACUUUCGGGAUGUCCAGACCUCACACCGACAUGGCUUUUCGUCGACCACACGGUGCGCCCCCGAUGACACCGCCGACAAGUAUCGAUCCAACCGUCAACCUAUCCUUCAACGUCCCCUUCUCAUCUACCCUAGCUGGCCCCGAUGUCGAGGAUGUACUCCACGCCAGCCCCGGUGCCCUCCAGCGUUGGACUUUUCCGGAAGGAACACCAGAAGGCACCUCGGUGCAUCAGCUUCCCGUCCACACAAAUAAUGUCGAGGGACUGCAGAGAUUAUGUCGGAAGAUAACGGAGGAAAAAGCUGGACGGGUGGAAGCUACGCUCACGACCUCCGAAGCCAAGGCCGUACCAUCACUACAACGCCGGCCAAACGGCUUGGUGACCAACGUCUGUGUCACUGGUGAUGGGGAGAUGGCGCGUAAGAUGCGGGCGAAAAUUUUGAACGAGACACCGAUUAUGUUGCGAUGUGCAACCGUCGAUGUGGAUAUGCACCUUAUUAUGGACGGAUCCCCCAAGGGAAUCCGAAGCAGUGUUCUCGAACACCUCGAUACUUUGGCUGCGUACACAGGAGCCGACAUUUUCCUGCUAACCCCCAAACUCCACGAUGCAGACAGUGCAGUGGUGUCAUCCUAUGGCUAUGCGUCAGAUAAUGGUCUCGACCAGCGCUUCCGCGUUGCCAUUUACGGUGACUUGGAGAGUUCAGAACAUGCCAAGACCCGGGUUCUGAUCAUGAUUGACCAAAUACUCAAACGCCAUGUGGACGCCAUCAAGCUGGACUCUACUAUGCACACCUUGGUCUGUGGUCGCACCCGCAAGAACAUUAAGCUCAUCGAGGCCGCAACGGGCACCGCUAUUUACUUCCCUCCGCCGUUCCCUCAGAUUUUCGGAUAUAUCCCACCCGGUGCGAACCGUCGAAGCGAAGAUGAGGUUUAUAUUACUGGCGAGACACCUGAACAGAUUGCUCGCGCUAAGCAGAAGCUGCGAGAAUUGGUGAUGGGAGUGAAGAUUUUUGUGAAGGAUGUGGUUGUCAGCUCAAGCAAGAUCGAUAAUAUUCUGCUCGACCGUCUGGACAAGGUGCGAAAGGUUAUGGAGAUGAACGGAUCUUACGUUCUGUUUCCCCAGCUUGGUAGCCAACGCGGGCUUGUGCGCAUCCAAGGCACUGAAGUGCUGCACGUCGAACGGACCGUUAGGGAGAUUAUGGCCCUGGCCGGUCAAUUCUACAGUGCCUCAUGGUGGAUCAUCAUGCCCGACCCCGCCCAAGGUGGUAUGCGUGCUCCGGCGACUGCCGACAUUCGCUCCAUGCUAUCGGAUAUCUGCACCAACUCGGAAGCUGAGGUCAGCUUUGACAAUUUGACCUUCACGAUCAACGGCUCCGAUGAUGCCGUUAAGGCUGCGAUGACAGUCAUCAACCAGAUCCCCUUCGUGAUGCGAAGCCAGUACCAGAUGCGGGUGAAGAUCGAGCUGGCCAACGAGCACAAGGAGUUCGUGAGUGGCAAGAAGAACGGAAAGAUCAACAAGAUCAUGGGCCAGAGCAACGUUCAGAUUAUUUUCGACGGUUUCAACGAGUACAAUUUUUACAUCGACGUAUGCGGCAACCAGUACGAAUCGACGAAGAAUGGCCUGGAUCUUGUCGAACAAGAAAUGCCUGCUUCGAUCUCCUUCCAUGUGCCGGAUCAAUACCACAAGCGGAUUAUCGGAAUUGGUGGACAGCACAUCCAACGCAUCAUGAAGAAAUACUCCGUCUUUGUGAAGUUCUCGAACGCUAUGGACCGUGGCGGGAUGGGCAAGGAGGAUGACGAUAUCAAGGUUGACAACGUUAUCUGCCGGACCCCUGCUCGCAACGCCCAGAGCUUGGAUCUUGUCAAGCAGGAGAUCAUGGACAUGGUUGAGAAAGUGGAUGCCGAAUAUGUUUCCGAACGAGUUGUCAUCAACCGCUUGUACCACCGUGAGCUGUUGGCUCGCAUGACAGAGAUUGAUGAACUCGAGAAGAAAUGGAAUUGCAAGAUCGAGUUCCCUAGCACCGAACUUGCCAGUGACGUUGUCACCAUCUCUGGCCCUGAAUAUCAGGUGCCUCAAGCGGUCGACGCAUUGCUUGGAAUGGUUCCAGAGAGUCACGAACUCCACUUCCAGAGCUCUGUGGAGCUCCAAGACUACUUCAAGUGCUCGGACUUCCUUGCUGAUGUCCGAACUAAGCUCAAGGAGCAAUACGAGGUUGAUAUCAAUGUGGAUGUUGGCACCGAUCUCCCUACCACUCCGGAAGAAGGUUCCUCCUCUCCCACCCCCGGCCCCGAAGACCGUGUCGUCCUCGGCUACACCCGCAACAACGCCGGUGGUCUGAAGGAUGCAAUCGACUUCCUGAUUUCCCGACUUGUCGCGCACGGCCUCGACGCCAACACCGUCAAGGGAGCCAUCCCCCGCCCCAAAUCCGACUCAUUCGAAGAGUCGCUGCCUUUCUUCGACUCGAAGCUAUUGCAGCAUGCCCCGGCGCCCCUCUCCACCGACUCACCCACUCGUCCCAACUUCUCCGACGAGACCAGCGAGCGAGGAUCGAUCUUUGAGCGACUCCGCAAACCUGGCAGUAUCUCCUCUUUCUCCUCCUUCAUCGGCCGCAAAAACCACUCGGCCUCGCCGGGUUCGUUCUUCAAACACGCCUCGAGCAACGCUUCCAAGGCCUCGCUCGUCUCCAUGGAGUCGCGCGACAGUGGCUACCGCAACCCAUGGAAUGACUCCGGCGUGAACCUCCCCGAAGACGACGUGCCCGUCCUCGGCAGUUCACACAGCCACAAGAGCAGCAACAGCAAUGGCUGGCCCACGCGUUUCGACGCCAAGUUUCCCUUCGGCACCGCGCCCGGUGACAUGACCCCCAAGCAUGACCCGCGCACCUCUUUUGACAGUGGUCGUCCUAGUACUUCCAAUUCUACUUCUGGAUACCCGGCCCCAAUUGGGCCACCGCGUUAA